Messenger RNA from Linum tenue, 1379 nucleotides. The record is from the annotation of a GenBank genome assembly. NCBI's taxonomy places the organism in Eukaryota, Viridiplantae, Streptophyta, Magnoliopsida, Malpighiales, Linaceae.
CCGACUCGUCGCCAAACAAGUUAAAAUAAAACAAAAAGAAAACAAAUAAUUAAAAAAAAAAGAACUAACUCUCUCAAAUAAAUAAAUAAAUUAUUAUCCAAUUAAAUUCGAUAAAAACGAACGCCGCAGCGAAGAGAAAUAGAGAGAUCUGUUUGUUCUCUGAGAAAACGAACAGAGAAAAUAGAGAGAGAGGAGAUUAGAGAAGGGAAGGAAAGAUGAUGUCCGGAAACUACACUCACAUUGACAAUCAGAAGGUCUCGGGAUCUGUAGCUGCGGUUACGGAUCCAGGGCACAUUCCAGUUCAGUUCGCAGAGUCGAAUCUGCAAACUUUUCCGCCCUCUGGCGCUCAGGGAAAGAUCAGUAGUGGAUCCAGGCCUCCGCGCGAUGCUGAUGAUUCAUUUUCAAAACCAGUCAAUGGUACAGAUGAACCGCAGCAGCAAGGGGGUUGGCUUCGGGUGUUCUCGGUUGCUUCAUACAAGCCAUACUUUGAUGUUGAUACUGUAGAUGUUCUAGAGAGAAUCAAAGAUUCACUUUUCCCAUUCAACGGUUCCUUCAACGAAAAAACAGCUGAAAACCCAGAUUUGUACGGACCAUUCUGGAUAUGCACAACCCUAAUUUUCGUAGCAGCUUCAAUCGGAACAUUUGUGACUUAUGUAGCACACAAGAUCGAGAAGAAAGAAUGGAACUAUGAUAUAAAUGUUGUGACUUGGUCUGCCGGUUUGUUCUAUGGAUAUGUCACUCUUGUUCCUCUCGCUUUGUACGUGAUCCUCAAGUACUUUUCAGCACCAUCAGGCCUUGUCCAGCUCUUCUGUCUUUAUGGCUACUCUUUGUUCAUCUUCAUCCCAACACUGUGUCUCUCGAUUGUGCCCUUGGAGAUCUUCCGGUGGAUAGUUGCAGGCGUCGCAGGGUUCAUGUCAGCAUCAUUCGUCGCGCUGAACCUCCGAGCCCACAUCAUGUCGGCAGGGGAGAGGUGGUUCUUGAUCGUCGCGGGGAUCUUUCUGCUGCAACUAGCCCUGUCCGUCGUGUUGAAGAUGUAUCUAUUCACUGUCACAUGGUAACAUCGGAGCUGAACCCAUCGUUGUCACCGUCCCUGGUUCUUUAUUUGAGGCACAUGGAGAACUAUAUGAUGUAGAUUAGAGGAAAAAGAAAAGAGUUUCCAUUUUUGGGUAAAAAUAUGUUUGUUAGUCUUUCAUAUGAUUCAUAUACAAGUACAAUCAUCGCAUUGUUCGAAAUAUCAUGGUACGCUUGUGUAUUUUGCUCAGUUGAUUGAUGGGGAGAGUAUAUAAUUCAUACUUGAUUGAUACGACUAGCCGUUUCCUCUUGGAUAUGCGGGAGACAAUUGGGAGUUUGGGUAAAUGCCGUACGAUUCUGUUUGCUCC